Molecule: messenger RNA, 1910 nt
Organism: Linum trigynum
Lineage: Eukaryota; Viridiplantae; Streptophyta; Magnoliopsida; Malpighiales; Linaceae
Source: the annotation of a GenBank genome assembly
CACCAUUUUCAACAAUUGAAGGCAGGAAACAAGAAACAGAGCAGCACACUAAUCGCACGCAAUUCAAGUUGGUGAACGGCUUCAAAGGCACAGAGAAAGAAGAAACCUCUGUUCCAACCGCCCGGGGAAUUCCAAUCCAAAUCUGCAAAUCGUUCUCCGGCAAUGGGAGACUCCAGCAACCACCAAUCUCCUCCUCCCCCGUACGAUCUCAUAAUCCUCGGAGCGUCCGGAUUCACUGGCAAGUACGUUGUAAGAGAAGCUCUCAAGUUCCUCAAUUCCCCAUCUUCCCCUCUCAAAUCCUUCGCCAUCGCCGGCCGAAAUCCUUCCAAGCUCUCUGAAGCCCUCAAAUGGGCCGCCCAUCCCAACUCUCCACCUCCCUCCAUCCCGAUCCUCUCCGCCGACACCACCGACCCUGCUUCCCUUCGCCUGCUAUGCUCCCAAACCAGGCUGCUCCUCAACUGCGUCGGUCCAUUUCGUCUCUACGGCGACCCUGUCGUUGCCGCCUGCGCCGAGACCGGCUGCGAUUACUUGGAUAUCUGUGGGGAGCCGGAGUUUACGGAGAGAAUGGAAGUCAAUUACCAUGACCAGGCGGUUGAGAAGGGCUCUCUGAUCGUUUCGGCUUGUGGGUUCGAUUCGAUUCCGGCUGAAUUGGGGUGGAUGUUUAAUUCCAAGCAGUGGCCUUCCGCUGCAGUUCCGAACCAGAUUGAGGCUUACUUGAGCUUGGAGUCGGAGAAAACCAUUGUUGGCAAUUUCGGGACUUAUGAAUCGGCCGUCCUGGGUGUUGCCAACAUGGACAAAUUGCAAGAGCUUAGAAGAUCCAGACCCAAAAGACCUAGGCCAACGAUUCCUGGGCCAUAUCCUCCUAAAGGACCAAUCAUAGAUCACCAAAAGGAGUUCGGUCUUUGGGCUAUAAAGUUGCCGUCAGCUGACUCUAUUGUGGUAAGAAGAACGCUCUCAACGCUAGCAGAACACCCUCACGGUCUUCCAGGAGUCAAUGAGACCGGCGAGCAGAUCGAAAAAAGGGAGAAAUUCUGGUCUGCGAUGAAGCCAGCUCAUUUUGGGGUGAAGCUGGGAUCCAAGAGCCUGUUGGGUGUAUUUCGGGUCAUCACUCUAGGCGUGUUCAUGGGGAUCUUGGGUAGAAGCUCCAUUGGUAGGUGGCUGCUCUUAAAGUUCCCGUCGUUCUUCAGCCUUGGAUGGUUCAAGAAGAAGGGUCCUUCCGAGGAUGAGGUUGAGAGUGCUUCAUUCAAGAUGUGGUUUGUUGGACGUGGUUACAGCGACCUGAGUCAAGCCUCAGCUGGGGACAAGAACAAGAAGCCCGAUGCAGAGAUCAUAACGAGAGUGAUGGGCCCUGAGAUUGGCUACUUGACGACGCCUAUUGUGUUGCUCCAAUGUGCUCUUAUUGUUCUGGGACAACGUGACAGUCUCCCCAAAGGAGGAGUCCUCACUCCUGGGAUUGUGUUUGGUUCGACAGAUCUUCAGGAACGGCUCCAGCAAAAUGGGAUUUCAUUUGAUGUCAUUUCCAGGAAAAAUGUUCCUACUUAGUGGCUGGAGGCUCCCGAACAUAUCGAAGUAAGACAUUGAUGAUCUAUCACCAAUAAUUGUGAAGGCCGAAGAUUGAUUCGGGGUAUUCCAAUUACAGGUUGAAAGAUUACUAUAUUAGGAGCGUUUUAGUGUUCAUCUCUGUUUUAGAUUUCCAGCUCUGUUGUAUUAACUUUGAUACCACUUGUAUCAACCCUCAUCUCAUCAUAACGAGUCAGGGGUCAACAUAUGUUGAAUCAUGUCAAGUUAGUGGUCAAGACAAAUCAUGUUGUUUCAUAGAGUUAUUUUGAACCGAUCCAAUUUGGCUUGAGUGAACCUAUUGGUUUUGGGUUAUCAUAGUCUAAAUCCUUCAAUAAUAUACAUAAGAUUUU